AUGACUCUGGAAAUAGUAGUCAGACGAGAACUGAUCAAAUCAAGACCAACCCAUGUUCAACUCCCGCACAAAAUGUUUACUUUCAAACCACUUGACCUUAGUCAAGUCUUCAAGCAAAGGUGCUUGGGACUUGACAAGACAGCAAAUGGGAGAAAGUUCCCAAAACGACAGUAUAUCUACAGAAGAGCAAUGCUCCAACCUAACAAAAGGCGACCAACAUCAAGAAAUAACAAGGAGCACCGAAAGUCAAAAUGUGCUGAAAAUUAUCAGAUCACACCACCAUUACUCCCUCCUCUGAAAACGGAAUUUGGAUUAAUAUGUCAAAAUAUCAGCUACCCACAAAACCAAAUCAAUCAAGAAGCACUCUCCAAACCUACUAUUCAGGCAUACAGAACAACAAUCAAAAACAAAAUCUUUACUUUCAACUUGCCGAGUAUGACAUGUGAAAGUAUUCUUAAAGAUACCAAACGAUAUUUGACACCGUUUGAACAGAAUGAAAUUAAAGAAUAUAGAAAAGUUUGGUUCGUAGGAAAAAAAGACAGUAAAAUUCGGGCAUUAACUACAUCUGAGGAGGCCAAGUCAUUUGAUGAUGACCAAGGAUUCUACAGACCAAGGAUUGGAGACCACCUGGCUUAUCGUUUUGAAAUACUGAGGGUGAUAGGAUCGGGAUUUGCUGGCAAAGUCCUCAAGUGUAAGGACCACAAGACAACAAUGCUCGUGGCAGUCAAGGUCUUUCGAAACACAUCCGAGGGUCAUGGUUUUGCGGAGGCGGAACUAAAAGUUUUAAAGACCCUGCAAAAGUUAGACAAGAGCAACAAAGCUAAUAUAGUUCACAUGAAGGAGUACUUUUACUUCCGCAACCAUCUGUGCAUCACUUUUGACCUCUUUGAAAAAGACCUCUUCAAGGCCCUAAUGCAGACCAAAAUGCGACGACUCCAUGACGGGGACAUCAGAAAGUACGCCACAGAUGUGCUUAGGUGUCUUCAAGUGCUCAAAGGCAUGAAGAUUGUUCACGGUGACCUAAAACCAGAAAACAUCCUGUUAGACAAGGAAAACAAUGCUGCAGUGAGCGAUUUUGGAGGAUGCAUUUUUUUGAAAGACCAUGAUAGACCAACGAUUUACACUCUACCGUACAUGUCUCCAGAGCUGCUCCUUGGCAAAACAUCUACCCCAGCAACUGACAUGUGGAGCCUAGGCUGUAUGUUGGCUGAACUCGACAGAGGCUACGCGCUCUUUAGUGGCCAUACCAAGGCAGACAUGUUCUACUCUAUCACAAGAGUGCUUGGCGUUCCACCAGUGGAAAUGCAGAUUGAAGCAAAUGAAAAGAAAUUCCGCAUUGGUAGCCCAGAGAUGGAAGCCUCAAAACACCCCAAAAAUACACUGGCAAUGAGGAUAAGGUCAAGCAAUCCAAAAUUUCUGGAUUUCAUUUCAUACUGCUUAGAAUAUGAUAUAAAGAAGAGACUCACACCAGAGCAGGCUUUGCAUCAUCCAUGGAUCCUAAAUGAAGACUUGCCUAAACCACUGAAGACGAGUCUUAAAAUGAGUGUCAGAGCAGCCAAAAGCAGCUUACUAAAGAGAGAGAAAAUGGCACCGCCACUGUUGCAGCCAUUGGUACCAUAUAAAUAA
Messenger RNA from Nerophis lumbriciformis (worm pipefish), 1626 nucleotides. Lineage: Eukaryota; Metazoa; Chordata; Actinopteri; Syngnathiformes; Syngnathidae. The record is from RefSeq and is a predicted model, not a curated record.